AUGGACGUUUCUUCAUUCUCUCGCUACGACUCCGCCGCCGUCGACCACCCCCACCCCCACCACCUCCCCCCCGGCUUCCGCUUCCACCCCACCGACGAGGAACUCAUCACCUACUACCUUCUCAAGAAAGUCCUCGACAGUAGCUUCAGUGGCAGAGCCAUUGCAGAGGUCGACCUCAACAAGUGCGAGCCAUGGGAGCUUCCCGAGAAAGCGAAAAUGGGAGAGAAGGAGUGGUAUUUCUUUAGCCUUAGAGACCGGAAGUAUCCGACCGGUCUCCGGACCAACAGGGCGACGGAGGCUGGGUACUGGAAAGCCACCGGAAAAGACAGGGAAAUUUAUAGUGUCAAAACGUGUUCGUUGGUGGGGAUGAAGAAGACGUUGGUGUUUUACAGAGGAAGAGCUCCCAAGGGUGAAAAGAGUAACUGGGUUAUGCAUGAAUAUCGCCUUGAAGGCAAAUUUGCUUACCAUUAUCUCUCCACAAACUCCAAGGAUGAAUGGGUGAUUUCGAGGGUGUUUCAAAAGAGUGGCACCGGAGUUGGUGGCGGAGUUGACGGCGGCGGGGGUUCGAGGAAACCGAGGUUUAUUCCCGGUACGGUGAGUGUAUACCCAGAACCAAGCUCUCCGUCGUCUGUGUCUCUCCCGCCGCUGCUAGAUUCGUCUUUAUACUCUGCUCCGGUGGCCGCCACGGCUGUUUCCGGGAACAUAACUGACCGUGACAGCUGCUCGUAUAACAGCCCAAGAGAGCACGUGUCCUGUUUCUCCACCACCGCCGGCGGUAGCUUUAACAUCCCAAGUUACGAUUUUGCCACUCCCCCUCCACUUCUCGCCGCCGUUGACCCAUCUCCCCGCUUCCACCGGAACAUGGGUCUGUCGGCGUUCCCAAGUCUCCGGAGCUUGCAGGAGAAUCUCCAACUUCCGUUCUUCUAUUCGCCGGUCAAUCUUCCUUCUCCGCCACCACCGCCGCUCCACCAUGGCAACAUGUCCUCGUCAGCUGACGUCGUCGCCUGUAAUUCCGCCGGGAAUUGGGGUGUCUCCGACGAACCCAGAUCCAUGAACUCCACUGAACUUGACUGCAUGUGGUCCUACUGAAUUUCUCAGUUCAUCAGAAGUAGC
Messenger RNA from Cucurbita pepo subsp. pepo (vegetable marrow), 1113 nucleotides. Its product is annotated as protein CUP-SHAPED COTYLEDON 2-like. NCBI's taxonomy places the organism in Eukaryota, Viridiplantae, Streptophyta, Magnoliopsida, Cucurbitales, Cucurbitaceae. Gene Ontology annotation, biological process: regulation of DNA-templated transcription. The record is from RefSeq and is a predicted model, not a curated record. Gene Ontology annotation, molecular function: DNA binding.